UCUGUGUUGCGGGAUACGGGACUACAACUCCCAGAAGGCUGUGCGGUCAAGCUCCUCAGCGGCCUUCUGAGGGGUUCUGCUAGCUUCGGCUCUGUGGGGGUCAGCUCCUGCUAGAUGUAUUGUCCCGGCUAGGCGGGAGGGGCGGCCCAGUGAGGGAGUGCCUCCUGGAGCCGCCCCGGGGACAUCAGUCCUGGAGGAGGCGAGGAUGCUUCAAUUCUUCUUGCUGCAUUCCUGUUAGUCCAGCCUCUGCUUAAACACUGGAGAGUAAACAUUUUCUUAUGUAGCUGAUGCAUUUCUAGAAAACUGCCACAAACCACCUGAGACUGCCAGUCUGAUGAAAUUUUCCUUAAUGAAAUAUGGUUAAUCCUCAUGAUGUUCCAAGUUGCUCCAGUUGUUGAGAAGAUUAUGAACAGGUCAGAGAAUGUGCCCUUUACUGGCUCCUCAUUAGCAUCACAAGUUCAUGCGGCUGCUGUCAAUGGAGAUAAGGGUGUUCUCCAGAGGCUCAUCACAGGAAACUCUGCUCUUAAAGACAAAGAAGAUCAAUUUGGGAGAACCCCACUUAUGUAUUGUGUGUUGGCUGACAGAUUGGAUUGUGCAGAUGCACUACUGAAGGCAGGAGCAGAUGUUAAUAAAACUGACCAUAGCCAGAGAACAGCCCUCCAUCUUGCAGCUCAAAAGGGAAAUUAUCGUUUCAUGAAACUCUUACUCACACGUAGAGCAAACUGGAUGCAAAAGGAUCUAGAAGAGAUGACCCCUUUGCACUUGACCACCCGGCACAAGAGCCCUAAGUGUUUGGCACUUCUGCUAAAGUUUAUGGCACCGGGAGAGGUGGAUACCCAAGAUAAAAACAAGCAAACAGCUCUGCAUUGGAGUGCCUACUACAAUAACCCUGAGCAUGUGAAGCUGCUUAUCAAGCAUGAUUCCAACAUUGGGAUUCCUGAUGUUGAAGGCAAGAUCCCACUUCACUGGGCCGCCAACCAUAAAGAUCCAAGUGCUGUUCAUACAGUGAGAUGCAUUCUGGAUGCUGCUCCUACCGAGUCUUUACUGAAUUGGCAAGACUAUGAGGGUCGGACUCCUCUUCACUUUGCAGUCGCUGAUGGGAAUGUGACGGUGGUUGAUGUCUUGACUUCAUACGAAAGCUGCAAUAUAACAUCUUAUGAUAACUUAUUUCGAACCCCACUGCACUGGGCAGCUUUACUAGGCCAUGCACAAAUCGUCCAUCUGCUUUUAGAAAGAAAUAAGUCUGGAACUAUCCCAUCUGACAGCCAAGGAGCAACACCCUUGCACUAUGCAGCUCAGAGUAACUUUGCUGAAACGGUUAAAGUGUUUUUAAAACAUCCUUCAGUAAAAGAUGAUUCAGACCUUGAAGGAAGAACAUCCUUUAUGUGGGCAGCUGGAAAAGGCAGUGAUGAUGUCCUUAGGACAAUGCUGAGUUUAAAAUCAGAUAUCGAUAUUAACAUGGCAGACAAAUAUGGAGGCACAGCUUUACAUGCUGCUGCUCUUUCUGGCCAUGUUAGCACCGUGAAGUUAUUGUUGGAAAAUAACGCUCAAGUAGACAUGACUGAUGUCAUGAAACAUACUCCACUUUUCCGAGCCUGCGAAAUGGGACACAAAGAUGUGAUUCAGACACUUAUUAAAGGUGGAGCUAGGGUGGAUCUAGUUGACCAAGAUGGACAUUCUCUUCUGCAUUGGGCAGCUCUGGGAGGAAAUGCUGAUGUUUGCCAGAUAUUAAUAGAAAAUAAGAUCAAUCCGAAUGUGCAAGAUUAUGCAGGAAGGACCCCUUUGCAGUGUGCUGCAUAUGGAGGGUAUAUCAACUGCAUGGCAGUGCUCAUGGAGAACAAUGCAGACCCUAACAUUCAAGACAAAGAGGGAAGAACAGCUUUGCACUGGUCCUGCAACAAUGGAUACCUUGAUGCCAUUAAAUUACUGCUAGACUUUGCUGCUUUUCCUAAUCAGAUGGAAAACAAUGAAGAGAGAUACACCCCCCUUGAUUAUGCUUUGCUUGGUGAGCGCCACGAAGUGAUCCAGUUCAUGUUGGAGCACGGUGCCCUGUCCAUCGCAGCCAUCCAAGACAUUGCUGCCUUCAAAAUCCAGGCUGUCUACAAAGGGUACAAAGUCAGGAAAGCUUUCCGAGACCGGAAAAAUCUCCUCAUGAAGCAUGAACAGUUAAGAAAAGAUGCUGCUGCCAAAAAGCGGGAGGAAGAAAACAAGCGGAAAGAGGCAGAACAGCAGAAAGGAAGGCUGAGCCCAGAUUCCUGUAGACCCCAAGCCCUCCCCUGUCUGCCCAGCGCCCACGAUGAGCCCAGCAAGCAGAGCAAACAGCCUCCUGCUGGUAACACUGCACAAGCCCUUGAGUCAAGAGACCUCAGGUCUCCAGGGGAGUCUCCAGGGGAGUCUCCAGGCAGAGCCCCCCAGAGCGAGCAGCAUGUUUCCUCAGACCUACAGAGAACAGACUCCAAAAAGCCAAAAGAAACAUCCAGAGAGCAUUCUAAAGGCCGAGCUGCCUGUGUCCACUUUAGACCCAGUGAAGGCAAUGAUGGAAAUAGGCAUCCAGGAAGCUCCUCUGUCGAGAAGUCCAGAGGUGAGACGGUUGGUGAGCAGCGGUGUGAAAUAGGGAAAGGCUUCUUGAAGCAGCCCUCCUCUAUCAGGGUGGCUGGGCCUGCUGAGAAAGGAGAGGACCCCAGUCGGGCAGCUGCACACCUUCCACAGCGGGAUGGCCACUGGAAGCCCAGCAUGAGGCGUGACACGGCACCCAAGGGCAAAUGUGCCCCCCAGAAAAGGCGUGUUCAAGAGCUCAGAGGAGAAAGGUGCUCCCCAGCUGGUUCUAGUCGGCCUGGCAGUGCCAGGGGGGAGGUGGUCCAUGCUGGGCAGAAUCCUCUCCACCAUCGCCCACCGAGAAACAGAAUGACACAGGACAAGCUUGCAGAAGGGGUCUAUUCAGAUUUGCCACAGAGCACAGAGAACCUGAGGUCAGGAGGCAGGAAGCUGGGGACAUCCACCCUUUCUGAGGACGUUCCAGUAUCAAAGGAGACUGAUCCAGCACCUGGUCCCCUCUGUGGGCAGAAUGUGAAUAUUGACCUUCUCCCCGUAGAGCUUCGACUACAAAUAAUCGAGAGAGAGAGAAGGAGGAAAGAGCUGUUCCGCACAAAGAACAAGGCAGCUGCUGUCAUCCAGCGGGCCUGGCGAAGCUACCAGCUCAGGAAGCAACUGUCCCACCUUCUGCAUGUGAAGCAUCUUGGAGCUGGAGAUGUGGACAGAUGGAAUCGAGAAUGCAUGGCACUGCUUCUUCAGGUUUGGAAGGGAAAACUGGAGCUAAAACAUCCAAAGAACAGUGCAGUAAACAGAGCCCCCAAGAGUCCAUCCAAAGGCUUCUCAGGCAUCAAAUCCACCAGGCACUCCGUCCUCAAGCAAAUCUAUGGUUGUUCUCAAGAAGGGAAAAUACAUCAUCCCACAAGAUCUUCAAAAGCCCCCUCUGUGCUGCGUCUCAAUUCAGUGAGCAACUUGCAGUGUAUACAGCUCCUUGAGAACAGUGGAAGAUCAAAGAACUUCUCUUAUAACCUACAAUCAGCUACUCAAUCAAAGAACAAAACCAAACUUCGACUGCCUGUGGAAGACAACAGUGUUCAGAAGAGCUGGAAUAGCUAGUGCCAAGGUCUAAUUCUCUUGCUGAUCUAAUUCUCUUUACAUCUUGCAAACACUUUAAAGUCUAUGCCUGAACCAUAUUAGCCUGAAAAUGUGGUAACAACUGAAAGAAAAUGUCAGCAUGUUUUCUUUCUGCUCUUACACUGCAGUUUUGUAAAUCAUCCUAGCUUGCACUGGAAAGUCCGGGGUGGCUAUCUGCAUUCACCUGUCUGGAUGUGAGAAUUACUAAUUAACAGUAAACUCUAUAAGUAAAACAAAGACCACCACACAGUAGGAGCGGCUGGGUUGGGAAUUCUGCCAGCCAGCUGGUACGGGCCUGGUUUCUUGGCUCAAGGGAUGAACCUAAAUGAGAACGGGAGCUUGUCCAUCAGCAGUCCCCUUCAAUCUCACUACUUUCCUAGAUUCUAAUGCAAGACACUUCAUCAGACACACAUCCUGUUAUUCCAAUGUUAUCGAUUUUGAAUUUUAGAUCAGAAUUAUGACCCAUUCUGCACUUAGAAGUUGUCCAUAAGCCCACAUGUAACAUCUGUUGAUUCCUUAUUUUUUACAAUUCCUUUAUUAGACUCUGAAGUCCACAGGUUGCGCUCACAGCUGAAUACCCAACGGCACUGUCAAAGUACCGAGGAAUCAUCAGGUAGGCUGUACAGAGCAGACUGCUCGUGCAGCAGUGCGCCGACUCGGGCCACAGCAGUCCAGUUACAUGCUCUGGCUAAUCUGAAGAGGUGAACAGUUUUCUCAAAAUGCCAUUUCUACAGGCAGAGAAAACUGCUAUUACGUAGUGGGGAAAAUCAUGAUGUGUUUUUCCACAAAAAAGCAUCAUGACUUUCCUGUGACCCAAUACUUCCAUUCUGGCUCACUAUGAACACCUGGUUUAAAUAAAAUUUAGUGAUUAUGGGUCCUUUCCCAUUUUUAAGAGUAAGACUGCUGUGGGAAAGCGGACAGAAGCACAAACUGUGACAUAUUAGGCUCACAGAUACUUUUAGAGUUGCUUCCACUUCCUUAAGAACAAUCCCAUAGCUGUACUAACAGUAAGAGGAAGUGAUAAAGUGUCUAUUUAAUUUAAUUACCUUGAUUUUUAGUUUACUAAUUAUAUUCAUUAUUUUUAUAAUUAUGGGAACACACAGGAUAAGGGUUACUUAAAUGGAGCCACAAGAAUUCAGCUAAUUCCUUGGUAAAUAAUACAGUACCAUAUAUCGUGUUGUACUUGGUAAAUAUUUAGCGCAAGUGUGAAACACUACCUGUUACCAUGUUCAUGUGCUAAUCCAGGAAGCCAGCUUGCCCAUUAGUAGGAACUCCUGAGCAUCAUACUUUACUUCAGUAAAAAGGAAGGUUCGUGAACAAUAUCUUUAAAAGUUCAGCUUUAAUGACAAACAUCUAUUACAUCAGUCUCUCUUCAAAAUAAGAUAGACAUGAAUAAACCACUUUAAACAGAA
This is a messenger RNA of Tupaia belangeri chinensis (Chinese tree shrew), 5075 nucleotides long. It is a transcript of the gene INVS, whose product is annotated as inversin. The coding region runs from base 370 to 3645 and encodes 1091 amino acids. The record is from RefSeq and is a predicted model, not a curated record. NCBI's taxonomy places the organism in Eukaryota, Metazoa, Chordata, Mammalia, Scandentia, Tupaiidae. Gene Ontology annotation, molecular function: protein binding. The transcript has 18 exons.